AUGUCGUUUUGCGCAAAUGACGUUUCUCUUACCGCCAACCUUUCGCUCCCGGGUGCGCUCGAUAAGAUACUUGUCGCCGCUGAUCCGCCUUCUCCAUCGGACCCGUCGUCACCCAGGCCUCCUAACUCUGAUUCUGAAUCUGACUCAGAGGAGCGAGUGACUCCAGCGACCGACCAAGUCUACCAGGAUUGCAGAAACAAGGGGUGCAUGCUCGAGUGGGCGAUGCACCACUCUGACAGCGAUGUCGCCAUUCACUUUGUUCCUCCCCAAGUAAAAGCACAAUCACCCUUCCAGACUGCUCAAGACCUCGAGAAUUGGAACUGGUAUCAGUUCCCUCCGGAUGAAAUUAAUGAAGAAUAUCACGACCUGGACAACGAGUAUUGGGGUCUUCAGAAAGUAUUCGAGGGUCUUGUGAUUUCCAAGUACACGAACUUCAACGAGGAAGAGGGCCCUAAUACAGUCCUCAGUAUCGUGCAUGAAGACCCAACUGACGAAGAGGACGUCGACGAACAAAUGUACGUUGUCGACAGCGAGGGGGGUAAAGAGUAUCGGUGCACAGGUGCCGAUUACACUAUGUCCAUCAAUACAAAGGACGGAGUCGUAAUCGGCAUGAACCGCAAAGGCCCUAUGCAGGCAGGCCAGGAACGAGUUCCACCCCUGACACGAGAUGAUAUGCCGAAACUUCACCAAUUCUCCGACGUGGGUUGGAUCACAUGGAAAACAUUCGCCGAGCAGAAUGGUCAUAAUAUCAGAGGUCUUCGAUAUUUCAUCUCGGUCGCUAUUACCAAUCCACAAACCCGAGCGGUAUGUCGGAAAGUAUUCGUUGACAAGAACCUGGUAUUGACAGGGUGGCCGGGAGAAGUUUUCGGAUCCGGCACGAAUGAGUUUCAUGCCAUUUUGGGCACUCCCAACAUGCGAGGCUAUGGAUACAUGCUGGUUCAGCAUAAAGCCGAUCUGGGCAACAUGUACAUCAAUGCAGUUCGCGUCUUCAAGUGCGAAGGCAAAGGAAGUCUUUGCAUUCUCGCGUAUGCAUACCAGGAGGCACCGGCCGAUCCAGUGGACGAUCCAAUGGACGAAUCAAUGGUCACUUCGGGUGAAGUCAGCAGACGUGAUGAAGGAAGUAGCAUCAUGCGUCUACACAAGAUCUUCGCGAAGCUGUGA
Alternaria ethzedia is the source of this 1161-nucleotide messenger RNA. RefSeq lists its product as uncharacterized. Lineage: Eukaryota; Fungi; Ascomycota; Dothideomycetes; Pleosporales; Pleosporaceae. The record is from RefSeq and is a predicted model, not a curated record. The coding region runs from base 1 to 1161 and encodes 386 amino acids. The transcript is spliced from 3 exons.